ACUGGACAAUAAAUUGGAAACCCCAAUAAACUGGAGAAUAACUGUGGAACACUCAAUAAUUUGUGGGCUGACUAUUCAGAAGGACUCAUAAAACAUUGAACAUUUUCCCCUAGGAAAGAUCUAGGGUUGGAGGGGAAAAAAUAGGUAAAGUGGCCCUUAGCUUAAGACAAGAUGGCCAGUGAGACGGGAAUGGAAUUAGUGUUUGGCUUUCCCUUUCAGACUAUGGUAGAAGGGAAGCAAGGGAUCAAAACAGAGGGGCAACAUUUGCCAGGCAUUAUGCAUUGCGAAGGAUGGGAAGAAGAAGCCCCACAUGCCAUUUGUGGUGGAAAUAUUAGGAGAAUCUUGCCCCAAGUGUCAGGGGAAGAUGUUAAGCAGGAGCCAGGGGAAGGGAUGCUCCAGCGAUGGGAUGACCAGUGGCAGACGUUUCUGAAGACGAUGGAGUUGCCUCCGUUAGAACUGGGAAACCCACCAUCACCAGAAGAGUCGGUACCCUGGGACAACGCUCAAGCAUUCCUGGCUGCCUUUGAGCAAGUGGCCAAGGCCUGUCGGUGGCCCAAGGAAGAGUGGACGGCCCGGCUCCGGCCAGCCCUCCAAGGAGACACUGAGCGAGCCUUUGAGAAAAUGGAUGCCAGAGACAGAGUGGAUUAUGGGAAGGUGAAGGCAACCAUUUUGUGGAGAGAUGCCAUGCAGAGAGAGGAGCAGCGUCGAGAUUUCCGGGGCUUCUGCUACCAGGCGGCCAAGGGACCAAGGAUGGUUUAUGGCCACCUCCAGGAACUGGGUUGUCGGUGGCUGAAGGUUAAGAGGCAAACCAAGGAGGAGAUCCUGGAAGACUUGAUCCUGGAGCAGUUCCUGGCCAUCUUGCCCUUGGAGAUGCAGGAAUGGGUGAGGGACCGUGGGCCAGGGACCUCUUCCCAGGCAGUGGCCCUGGCAGAGGAUUUCCUAGCCAGGCACUGCAAGGCUGAGAGACCAGAGCAACAGAUGAAAGAGGUAUCCCUGAAUUUCUCUGUGGCUGAACAGAUUCCAUUGGUCUGUGAGCACAAUCCGGUCUUCCAGGAGGAGAACGCUGAAAUUGUCCAUUCUCAGGGCCAAGAGCAGACAAGUGCAAGUAACAGAGAUCAGCCAGAAAAUGAUCAUGGACAAACAAGCUGGAUAGAGAUGAACAGCAUGAAAGGAGGGGGUUCCAAGCAUGUUGUGCAAGAGGAAGAUCCCCAGAUUUGGCCGUCACCUAAGGAGCUUAAAAGUUCUUCCUUGGGGGAGAAGGUAGAAAAAGCCCUCCCUUACAAUGGCAAUGAGCCCCUUUGUACUACAAGCCAACAGAGAAUCCAGAUGGUGAAGAGCGAGGACACUGGGGUGGGUGGCAUUGGCAGUUUCCCAGGGAACUCAGAGAUCAUCGAAUUUCAGGUGACCCACAGUGGCGGCAUGUCCUACAAAUGCUUGGACUGUGGGAAGAGCUUCAAUUACAGCACCAGCCUUGUCAGACAUCAGAGAAUCCACACGGGUGAGAAGCCGUACAACUGUUUGGACUGUGGAAAGUGUUUCCGCCAAAGAUCAGGCCUCACAAUACAUCAGAGAAUCCACACUGGGGAAAAAGCUUAUCAGUGCCUGGACUGUGAGAAAAGUUUCCGUGUGAAGUCGCACUUAAUCCGGCACUCCGUUGUUCACCAGGGGGAGACCGGAGAGAUGCCCUACAGGUGUUCCGAGUGCGGGAAAGGCUUCCGUUGGAACGCAAACCUCAUCACACAUCGGAAAACGCACAUGGGGGUGAAGCCGUUUGAAUGUGCCGAGUGCGGGAAGAGCUUUUAUUCCAACAUGAGACUUGUGAGGCAUCAGAGAGUCCACACCGGGACCAACCCGUAUACCUGUGCCAUCUGUGGGAAAAGCUUCUGUGAUAACACGGGCCUCACCAGACAUCAGAAGAUCCACACAGGAGAGAAGCCGUACAUCUGUCUGGAUUGCGGGAAAAGCUUCAACCGGAACUCAAGUCUUAUUUCGCACCAAAGGAUCCACACGGGAGCUAAGCCAUUCCAAUGCAGGGACUGUGGGAAAAACUUCAGGUCUAAAUCCGAACUUCACAGGCAUGAAUUAAGCCAUCUGAUCACUCACCGGAGAAUCCACACAGGAGAGAAACCAUUCAAAUGCCUUGAGUGUGGGAAAAUAUUCAGCAGGAGCUCACACCUUCUUGGGCACCAGAGAAUCCAUUCAAUUGAGAAACCGUAUAAGUGCACAGAUUGCGGGAAAACCUUCAGUGGGAGGUCCCACCUCAAUAGGCACCAAAGAAUCCACACAGGAGAGAAGUUAUUUAAGUGCUUGGUGUGUGGGAAAAGCUUCUGCAUGAACUCGGACCUUAUUGCACAUGAAAGAAUUCACACUGGGCACAAACCAUACAAAUGUCCAGAAUGCGGGAAAGGCUUUAGUCAGAAGCAACACCUCACUAGCCACCAGAGGACCCACACAGGAGAAAAACCGUACGUUUGUUCACACUGUGGGAAGGGCUUCAGCGUGAGCUCCAACCUCAAUACACAUGAGCGCACUCACACUGGUGUGAGACCCUUCAAAUGUUCCGACUGUGGGAAAAGUUUCAGUCAGAAAUCCCACCUCAUUGGCCAUCAGAGGAUCCACACUGGGGAGAAGCCUUAUUUGUGCAUGGAUUGUGGGAAAAGCUUUGGGUCAAGUUCAAAUCUUAUGGCGCACAUGAGAAUCCAUAGUGGCGAGAAAGCCUAGGAGCAUUUCCUCAAGAGCUGGAACCAAUUUGAUGAAGAAGAACUUUCCUUCUAAUCCUAUCCCCCCGCCAUCUAUCUCCUUGCUAACAUUCCCAUUUAGAUGCUAGAGAAUUGGGAAUUUUAGGAAAGAAGAUAUAGUAGCAUUGUCAGGGUCAGUCCAAGAGAUUUUGCUGUUUGAGGCAGAGGACAAGAUGACGCUUCCUCCGUCCAUGGACAUAAGCUGACUGGACUGGUAGUUGAAUCUUGCUUCACCCCGAAUGAUGGAUUUGGGACCUUCAGCUCCCCUGAGACUAUUAAGAUUCAAGGAGCUCUAGGUAGGCUGUGUGACAUAAGUACACAGCUGUCGUCCAGCAGAUAGUGACAGCUGAAAUAUUUAGAAGGAAAAGGCGAGAGACUGGAUGGGCUGUCCCUCAGUGUUUGCCACCUGAGGCUGUUGUCCCACUCUGCCUCAUGGCAGGGCUGGCUCUUCAGUAUUAUACAGGAUCAUCCAAAAUCCACAAAACAGUGAUACCUUUAUUGGACCAACCAAAAUGCACAUUGUACAUGUUGCAAGCAAUAUGUUGGUUAUUAGUUGGCCCAAUAAAGUCAUCGCUGUUUUGCGGGUUUUGGGUGAUAAAUGUACUUUGCUAUAUGGCCAACAUGGCUACCCCUGGAUAUGUCUUCAGUAUUACAUUUGGCAUGUUGAUACUUAACUGUUACAGAUCAAUGUUCUAGCAAUAAAGUUGAUCGUUGAAGGUA
Molecule: messenger RNA, 3458 nt
Organism: Sceloporus undulatus (fence lizard)
Lineage: Eukaryota; Metazoa; Chordata; Lepidosauria; Squamata; Phrynosomatidae
Product: zinc finger protein 345-like
Exons: 4
Coding region: 172-2721 (849 amino acids)
Biological process (GO): regulation of transcription by RNA polymerase II
Molecular function (GO): DNA-binding transcription factor activity, RNA polymerase II-specific; RNA polymerase II cis-regulatory region sequence-specific DNA binding
Source: RefSeq, a predicted model, not a curated record